This is a messenger RNA of Neocloeon triangulifer, 2222 nucleotides long. RefSeq names its product homeobox protein otx5-A-like. The transcript has 5 exons. Gene Ontology annotation, cellular component: nucleus. NCBI's taxonomy places the organism in Eukaryota, Metazoa, Arthropoda, Insecta, Ephemeroptera, Baetidae. Gene Ontology annotation, biological process: regulation of transcription by RNA polymerase II. The record is from RefSeq and is a predicted model, not a curated record. The coding region runs from base 270 to 1196 and encodes 308 amino acids. Gene Ontology annotation, molecular function: RNA polymerase II cis-regulatory region sequence-specific DNA binding; DNA-binding transcription factor activity, RNA polymerase II-specific.
AGCUCUCUCCGCGCGGCCCAUGUAUAAUAGAUUGCCAGCUACUGCUGUUGAGAUCUUCCUCGCUCAUAUGCACGUGCGGUUCGUUUCCCGGCCGGCCACCUCUCGCAGCCUCUCUCUGCCCUGAGUGCCUCUGCGACCUUCCGACGUGCAGUUUCGCAGCAUCCCUCAGGAACACGAGAUCGAUCGACGACAGCAGCAAAAAUCUACCUGCGCUUCCCAAAAAUAACUGGGAUCAAAUUGUGCUCUGCGACUUUUCGUGCACCUAGUCCAUGAUGGCGUACCUCAAGGACCCCCAUCACCCCCAAUUCCAGCCGAACCACUUCCUGCAGGGCUUUCCAUUCGGCCCGAUGCACCACGCGUCCAGCUCGGCCAUGCACCACGGCGUGCCGCGCCUCGGGGGCUCGCCGGACCACCUCGGCUCCCUGGCUGGCCCCGGCUACGGACAGUGCAAUCCCAGGAAACAACGAAGGGAACGCACCACCUUUUCCAGGGCGCAGCUGGACGUGUUGGAAUCGCUGUUCGCCAAAACGCGGUACCCUGACAUCUUCAUGCGCGAGGAAGUGGCCCUGAAAAUCAGCCUACCCGAAUCCAGAGUCCAGGUUUGGUUUAAAAACCGACGGGCCAAGUGCAGACAGCAGCUGCAACAACAGCAGAACUCGAGCGGCCCUCUCUGCUCCUCUCCUCCGUCCGCCAAAGCCCGCUCGACCUCGCGCCGUCCCGCUAACAACACAAACACAAGCACAAAUCAAUCCAAGUCGCCAGUGCCGUCAGGAUCGUCACAUCCGCAGCCGUCGCAGCACCCGAGUCCCCCUCCCCUCCACCUGGUGUCCGGCUCGAAAGUGUCCCUCCGCGGUCCCGGCUCGGACAGCUCGAGUCCGCCGACGCCGACGACGCCCACUUACGCGUCGCCGGCGACGCCGACCGUCGGCGCCGAGUCGUACUCGAACUUCUCGACCUUCUGGAACCAGAACAACCAAAACCACCGGACGUACUACCAGCAGACGGCCCCCGGCAGCGGCUACUACGGCAGCAUGGAAUACUACCAGCCGGCCAGCGGCCAGACAAGCUACUUCUCGGGCCACGGCCACCACCUCAACAUGGCCGUGCACCACCACCAAAUGGGCUACGGCCACCACCAGCAGCAGCCCAAGAGCGAGUGCAUGGUCUCGGACUACUCGAGCGGAAUGGUCCUCUAAGUCCUCGACCGGGGCGAAACCAGUGCCUUCUGUACAUUUUCGCGCGCACCUCCACAAAUUUCAUAGGUCACAGCACUAAAAAAAUAUAGAACAUGUGUAUUUUAAGUUGGGCAAAAUUUGAAAGGGAUUAGGAAAUUCAAAAAAUAUAUGAGAAAUUUCAGGUUUUUUUCUUGUCUUUUCUAAAAUUUAAUUGGAUCUAAAUUUUUUAAAUACAUUUUGGGAAAACUUAAAAAAUAAGCAGCAAAACUGGAAUCUUUAUCGAAAUUUAAUUUGGAUCACACUUUAUUCUUUCCAAGAGAUAAAAACCCGAACAGUAAUUAAAGAUUUUGAUAAUUUUUCAUUAUGCGACUUAAAAAUUGAAAAUUUAUAUUUUCUUUUGUUAAAUUCCCCACAUUCUGAAAAAAAACCAAAACAUUUUACACGGAAAAUAAAAAAAUUCCCUUAAUUAAUUUAUUUAAUUUCAAAUUUUUAUUAGAAACAAACAAAUUGCCUGAAAUUUUAAUCAAUUUUUGUUUAAAAUAUACUUUCAGCUGAUCAAAAAAUAAAUGAUGGCUUAUUAUUUAAAUUAGAAAGUUUUGUAAUUUUUGCUAGGUUUGAAAUUUCUGACGAUUGACUGAUUUUUGUUCGUUACACAGAAUGUUUUGAUUAUUGAGGUGCGCGCUUUGUAAAGUAAAAUUAUUGAACUAAAACUCGAUGCGAUUCUCGUACUUUUAAGUGUGUGCGUGUGGAAGAGAAAUUCGAACUCACUCUGAAAAUAAUGCAGAAUAGAGAGGGACGCAGACUGUAAAGAGACCAAAUUGCGUCUCCUCACGAUUGCUCAGCCGAUUUUGCAGCUUCUGCAGCACUUCUUCUCCUUCUUCACUUGAUUGUAAAAUGUGUUGUCGUUUUUGGAAGAAAAAAAGCAUCGUAUUCAUACGUUUUUUUUCUGUAAAUAAUGUACCCACAACAACUUUCUCUCUUAUCGCAAAGUCAGCAGAAUUUCGUGCAUUGAAAUCUAUAUCAGCAAAUAUUAAAAAUAAAAGAAAA